AUGGAUUAUGAAAAAUAUGAUUUAAAAAAUAAAACAAUUAUUAUUACUGGGUCAAAUGCAGGUUUAGGUAAAGAGAUUGCUAAAAAGAUUGCUAAAUUAAAUGGACAUAUUAUUUUUGCAUGUAGAAAUGAAAAGAAAGCAAUGGAAGCAAUUAAAGAAGUUAAAGAUUUUACAAAUAAUGAAAAUGAAAAAUUGGAAUUUAUCAAAUUAGAUUUAUUAUCAUUUGAAAGUAUCAAAGAGUUUGCCAAUGAAAUAAAGAGAAGAGAGCUCCAAAUUAAUAUUUUAAUUAAUAAUGCUGGUAUUAUGUGGUUAUGGGAAGACUUAAAAUGGAACAAUCCAAUCACUAAAAUAGGUUGUAGUCAAUUCAAUACCCAGUUUUUCGCAAAUUAUUUAGGCCAUUUCAUGUUAACUCAAUUAUUAUUUGACAAUUUAAUGGAAAAUCAAGCACGUAUUUUAAAUAUUUCUUCAUCAGUACACAGUCUUAGUAAUUUUUCAUUAGAGAAUCUCACUGAAAAUACAUCUUACACUUUUGCAACCUACUGUCAAAGUAAAAUGGCACAGAUUCUCUCAACUUAUCAAAUGCACUCUCAAAUCGAAUCUAUCGAGUCUGAAAAAAAGGCAACUGUUAAUGCAGUCCACCCAGGUAUUUUUGCAAGUGAUAUCGUUAACCUUCCAUCACCACUAGACAAGUUAUACUUUAAAAUUUUUAAAUCUGCUGAAUAUUGUGCAAGACACAUUGUUAAAUACGCAGUUUACGACGAAUAUCAAUCAAUCUCUGGUAAAUAUUUUGAUGAUACUAAAAUCAUUAAAACUUCAAAACAAUCUUAUGACACAAAUUUAUCUAAACAACUUUGGGACAAAUCAAUGGAAUUGAUCAAAGAUUAUAUAAUGUAA
Messenger RNA from Dictyostelium purpureum, 894 nucleotides. RefSeq lists its product as uncharacterized. Lineage: Eukaryota; Evosea; Eumycetozoa; Dictyosteliales; Dictyosteliaceae. The transcript has 2 exons. The record is from RefSeq and is a predicted model, not a curated record. Bases 1 to 894 code for a protein of 297 amino acids.